This is a messenger RNA of Spirodela intermedia, 3213 nucleotides long. The record is from the annotation of a GenBank genome assembly. Lineage: Eukaryota; Viridiplantae; Streptophyta; Magnoliopsida; Alismatales; Araceae.
AUGUCGACGCUCCAGCACGUCUGCUCCGCCCCACUGGCGCGCGCGGUGCGGUCGCGGGCACGGGCGCUGUCGAUAUCCUCCGCCGUCUCCACCUCCUCACCGGCAAAACAGGCGUCCAGCGUUGACUCUCGCGUGCUCCUGGGCUUAUCCGAGCAGGAGCUCCAGAAGCUGGCGACCGAUUUCGGACAAGUAAGAGUUGGAGAUUUGGGAUUCUUUCCUCUCCGUUGUGUAUCACGUCUCGUCUCCUUUCCAAUUGUGUGAGUAUUUGCUCAGCAAAGCUACAGAGGGAAGCAGCUCCAUCAUCUUCUGUACAAGACGAAGGCCAAGGAUAUCCAAGAUUUCAGCCACCGUGUGUUCCCCUUUCACUCAUAUUUAUUUACUGGUCAUCGCAUUCUCCCUUUUCCACACUUCUUUGACAAAUUUCGCACUCUGCAUUCGGAACAUUGUCGAGCAGUGCCUCAGGCAUUUAGGGAUGGCCUACAGGAAGCGGGAUGGCGAGUUGGGAGGUCUCCUGUUCAUCGUGUUGUUGCUUCAGCAGACGGCACUGUGAAGGUAAUCCCUCCACCAUCUCUCCCUGGAACACUUUCGAUUCCCUCUCUACUUCACGCUUUUGAACGACUGUUUUAUUUUUAAAAGGCGAUUUAUCUCUUAUCUCAAUGUCAUCCAUGAUCAAGAUUUUUCUGAAUUUUUUCCUUUGCGGUUGAAUUACUUUCUAGUAGAAUGCGGAUUUUCGAGUAUAAAUCUUCAUAUUAGUUUGGGGUGUCGUUACAUGGUAACCUACGAUGCUUCCAGAUACUGUUGAUGCUUGAGGAUGGCAGAUUGAUUGAAACAGUGGGGAUUCCGGUUGAACAUCAGAAAGGUUCCUUUCGUCUUACUGCAUGCGUGUCAUCACAGGUGAGGGUCUCACGACAGAGAUGCCAUUAACGGCUUGUCUGUGGUUAGAUUCCAUUUCCUCUAUUGCGCCCCUUUUUUGAAGAUGCUCCUUCCUUGGGCAAUCUCUGCUCAGGUGGGCUGCCCUCUCCGCUGUGCAUUUUGCGCUACUGGAAAGGGAGGAUACUCGAGGAAUCUCCAGCCGCAUGAAAUUGUGGAGCAGGUUGCCUUGGACCCUCUCAGAGCUGUUAUGAGAUAAAUGUCGAAACUCUUUUCCACCUGUACUUAAUGUUCCCCAUAUCUAUGCUGUGGGUGCAGGUUUUAGCCAUCGAGGAGAUCUUCAAGCACAGGGUAACAAAUGUAGUGUUCAUGGGGAUGGGGGAGCCGAUGCUGAAUCUAAAGUCGGUUCUGGAUGCGCAUAGAUGCUUGAAUAAGGUCAGUAGCUAGCUAAUUAUUAUUAUUAUUUUUUGCUUCCUCAUGUUAGCUAUAAAUUUGCCAUCACUUAGUAUGGUCUUCACGGGGUAAUUCAAGAAAAAAUAUAUAGAUUUUCUUUGCGAGUGAGCCUGAAAUCGGAUGGGUUCCUCCCGCAUCCUCCUUCAACUGUGUCCCAAAUGUGCAUUUGCAUGGGCAAGUUCAAGCCUGUAAUGGGUCUUUAUUAGUGAGCCACUCUGUGGUUUAUGGUAAUAAUCCGACAAAAAAGGUCUUCCAUGAAAAGUCUGUAUAAAUCUUUAAAUAUGUACAAUUAUAUAUAAUGAUUUCGACUAGGAAAAAACUGGCUCACUUUGGUAGCUGCUUCUUCUAACUGAGGAAACAGAAAAACACAACGUAUCUAGCAUCCUCCGGAGUUGAACAUGGGAGAACAUACCGUUGGAUUCCUCUCUUCCUGGCUGUAACCCAGCGCCAUCCUGAUAAGAUCCAUUCUUUUCUCGGGAUUUAGAUGGUCUCACCGAGCGGCUGGUUUCUCUGGAUUCAGGGUGUUUUCUCCUGAGGAUGUUGAAGGAGUGAGAUAUGAACUACUGUGGGGAUGGCUCUCUCUUGAUCUUCUGGUCAAGAAAAUGUGACUCUGCAUCCAUACGCCGGUUUAGUAAUCUUGUUCUUCAUAGAAUCAGUCAUCUUUUUUCAGUGAGCUGUGGGGUGAUCAUUGCAGUCGCAUAAACAAAUAAAAACGGUCACCAUGUAGAAGAGUCUCUCUUAGAAAGUGCUGGAAAAAAAUGUGUUGUUCGUUGUGUGUGAGUAAAUAUAAUAAUAAUGACGAUAAUUAAUAAUAAUUAUUAUUAUAAUCUUCUGCUCUCUUGUGCUUAUAUAAUCUUCUGCAGUGGUAGCUUUUCCCGGCGAUGAAUGCGACUGUUUAUCGUUGUGAUUGUCAGGACAUAGAAAUUGGCCAGAGAAUGAUGACGAUCUCUACAGUGGGUGUGCCCAACACAAUAAGGAAGCUGGCUUCUCACAAACUCCAGUCAACGCUGGCUAUCAGGUGACCUCUCUGUUGACUCAAUUCGCAGAUAGUUUCUGCUUCUUAUAAGAACCCAGUUGACCAUGCCAUCUCUGAAGGAGCUGGAGCUUAGAUCAUCGCUGCUUUUGUCGGCAGAUUUUUCUGUGUUUUGAAUCUAGUCGUUGUCCAGGGAGGUUGAAUUAUAUCAUAUGCUCGUUCUCAUAAGCCCUGAUUGGGUUUUCUUGGAAGUCAACGGUUAAUUUUAGUCUUCCUGCCGAUCGACUCAUCUUGUGUCAUCUGUGAAGCCUGCACGCGCCGAACCAGGAACUCCGGGAGAAGAUCGUCCCCAGCGCUAAGGCGUACCCUCUGGAUGCGCUAAUGGCCGACUGCCAGGACUAUUUCCACGAAACCGGGCGCCGAGUAUCCUACGAAUACACGCUCUUAGGUCAGAGGGCUCGGUUCUCUUCUUUAAAACCACGGCGACGCCGCCGCCGCCGAACAGUCCGCUGACCGCGCCUCUCUUCCCUGGCAGCCGGCGUCAACGACGGCGUGGAGCAUGCGGCGGAGCUGGCGGCGAUGCUUCACGGCUUCUGCCGCGGCUCCCACGUGAACCUCAUCCCCUUCAACCCGAUCGAGGGUUCCGAGUUCCGGCGUCCCUACAAGAAAGCGGUACGAACCGACUCGUCUUCUCCUCCUUUUUCUUCUUCUAUGCGUGCUCACCCUCGGCCUGCUUCCUGGGCCGGCAGGUUUUGGCCUUCGCAGCGGCGCUGGAGAGCAGGAAGGUGACCGUGAGCGUGCGACAGACGCGGGGUCUCGACGCAAGCGCCGCCUGCGGGCAGCUCAGGAACGAGUUCCAGAAGAAGCCCCUCCAGCUAUCGACGCCUGCGCGGGAGCUCGGUCCCCUCUUGACCUGA